UCUCAUUCACACACUUAGUCCAUUAACUAAGACCCAACCCAACCCUCACUCACACACAUAGCCCAUUAAUUAAGACCAACCCAACCCAACUCUCAUUUAACCCAAAUAGAAAAAUCCCAAAAAUCAAAACCCUCAUUCUCGAUCUAUCAUCCAACUCUCCAACCCAACUACUUGCCUCCCCAACCAAGUUGACGACAAAUGAGAAAUCCAGAAAUCUCUAAGAUCGAUUGCUUGAGAUCGAAAUAACUAGUGAUUUGCAACAAGUGGUCCCGUGUGUUGGCAACUUGGGAGGAUAAAAAGAGCUGCAAUAGCCGAUAGAGGAGAGAUAAAUAUAAUGGAGAGAUUUUUUAAAAGGAAACUCACACAUGAAAGUGGAAGUGGAAGUUCAAGCGGCAAUUCUUCUUCAAUCCCAAAAGAGGUUGAUUUGAAUAAUCUCCCUUCGGAUCCCGCUGAAAGGAAAAAAAUUUCAGAAUAUCACCCAAAUCAAAUUGAUGAAAUCAGGAGAGCAUAUUUGAUUAAGGGGCCUUGUCAACCCCGUGGCCAUGAUUUUCCAAAAAAAGUCAUUGCAAACAAGCAGCGUCGAUUUAAUUCUGUGUGGUUUGAUCAGUAUGAAAAUUGGUUAGAGUAUAGCAUAAAGGAAGACAAAGCAUAUUGUCUCUGUUGUUACUUGUUUAGAGAUCACUUUGGAAAACAAGGUGGGAGUGAGGCGUUUGUAACGGAAGGGUUUUCUUCUUGGAAUAAAACAGAGAGACUAGCUGCCCAUGUUGGUGUAGUCAAUAGUGCUCACCAUAUAUCAUUGAAGAAAUGUGAAGAUCUAAUGAGACAAGAGCAAUCCAUUGCGACUGCUUUUCGUAAGCAAUCAGAAAUUUUGAGAAAUGAGUAUCGGAUUCGCCUAAAUACUUCUAUCGAUGCUUGUAGAUUUUUGUUGCGACAAGGGUUACCAUUUCGUGGUCAUGAUGAGUCUGAGGACUCUACUAAUAGAGGAAAUUUUAUUGAAUUGAUAAAAUAUACUGCUGACCAGAAUGAAACUAUUAGUAAUGUUGUGUUGCGAAAUGCUCCACAAAAUCAACAAAUGGUUGCUCCUAAGAUUCAAAAAGACAUUGUUCAUUGUUUUGCACAUCAAGUAGUGCAAAUUAUCAUUCAAGAACUUAGGGAUGAUUUUUUUGCAGUAUUAGUUGAUGAAUCUAGCGACGUGUCUGGAAAAGAACAAAUGGCUAUAGUCUUGCGUUUUGUAGAUGAACAUGGACUUGUUAAAGAGAGGUUUAUUGGUGUUGUUCAUGUGAUGGAGACUUCAGCUUUGUCCUUGAAAGUUGCCAUUGAUUCUUUAUUUGCUGAUCACGGGUUGAGUUUGAUGAAAGUUAGGGGUCAAGGCUACGAUGGAGCAAGUAAUAUGAAAGGUGAAUUCAAUGGCUUGAAAAGCUUGAUUUUGAAUGAAAAUGAGUCUGCUUAUUAUGUUCAUUGUUUUGCACAUCAACUUCAAUUAGCUCUUGUGGCUGUUGCCAGAAAGCAUGUUGAUAUUGCGGAUUUUUUCAAUAUGAUCUCUACUUUAUUGAAUGUUGUGGGAGCAUCGUGUAAGCGUCGAGACAUGAUUCGACAAAGUCAAGCAGAACAAAUUGCACAAAAAUUUAGUGAUGGUGAGAUUGAAACCGGAAAGGGGUUGAAUCAAGAGUUAAGUCUCAAAAGAGCUGGGGACACACGUUGGGGGUCCCAUUACAAAUCAUUGUUGAACUUGGUUGCUUUAUUCUCUUCUGUUAUUGAAGUGCUAGAAAUUGUUUCAUGUGAUGCUACAGAUUCUACAAAAAAAGCUCAAGCACGUGGCCUUUUGAGAUAUUUGCAGUCAUUUGAUUUUGUAUUCAAUUUGCAACUGAUGUUGACUAUGUUGGAGAUUACAAAUGAAUUGUCAUUGGCUUUGCAAAGGAAAGAUGAAGACAUAUUGAAUGCUAUUGCACUUGUCAAAGUAGCCAAGGAGCGUUUGCAAAAUGUAAGGGAUGAAGGAUGGGAAUCUCUCCUAGGUAAGAUUUAUACCUUUUGUAAUGCCAACAAGAUUUCAAUGGUAAACAUGGAGGAAGAGUAUGUUGAUUUUUAUCAUCCACGACGAAAAAGUAAUACUACUAAUUUGUAUCACUAUCGCGUGGAAUGUUUUUAUAUGAUUGUUGAUAUGCAACUUUUGGAGCUUAAUGAUCGCUUCAAUGAGGUCAAUUCUGAGUUGCUUCUUUGCGUGGCUAGCUUGAAUCCUUGUGAUUUAUUUCAUGAUUUUGAUUCAGCAAAAUUGAUGAGGUUGGCUCAAUUUUAUCCCGAUGACUUUUCUCUUAUUGAUUGCAUGACUCUUGAGCAUCAAUUAGAAACAUAUAUUGCAGAUUUACGAACAGAUGAAAGAUUUAGUCAGUUAAAAGGGCUUGGUGAUCUUUCUAGACUGCUAGUGUCUACAAGGAAGCAUAUUUCAUAUCCUUUGGUGUAUCGACUUCUGAGGUUAGCAUUGGUUUUGCCUAUAGCAACAGCAAGUGUUGAAAGAUGCUUUUCUGGAAUGAAUAUUAUCAAGACAGAUUUGCGCAACCGGAUCAGUGAUCAAUUUAUGAAUGACUGUCUAGUAUCUUACAUAGAAAAGGAGUUACUCGGAACUAUUACUAAUGAUGUUGUAAUAUCGCACUUUCAAAAUAUGAAAACUCGUAGAGAACAAUUGUAAUAAAUUAUAAUGUAGUAUUAA
Messenger RNA from Tripterygium wilfordii, 2704 nucleotides. RefSeq names its product zinc finger MYM-type protein 1-like. The record is from RefSeq and is a predicted model, not a curated record. Lineage: Eukaryota; Viridiplantae; Streptophyta; Magnoliopsida; Celastrales; Celastraceae. Gene Ontology annotation, molecular function: protein dimerization activity. The transcript is spliced from 3 exons. Bases 335 to 2683 code for a protein of 782 amino acids.